AUGAUGACGAGAUCGGUGUCUUAUCGGGCUCGUGUGAUGACGAGACCGCUCGAUUUCGUCCUUCAGACCUCAGACCUUUCGGGCUCACCCCAAAGUCUGAAGGCAUUCCCAUCGGUUCGGACGCGACGGCUUCGCGUCGGCUUACUCCUCAUGGAUGAUCAGUCCGUAUGUUUUUCUCGGAUUCGCGCUUUGGCGAGACCGGUUUUAUCGGGCUCGUGUGAUGACGAGACCGCUCGAUCUUGGAUGACAAGAUCGGUGUUUUCUCGGGCUCGUGUGAUGACGAGACCGCUCGAUCUCGUGUGA
This is a messenger RNA of Microthlaspi erraticum, 303 nucleotides long. The record is from the annotation of a GenBank genome assembly. NCBI's taxonomy places the organism in Eukaryota, Viridiplantae, Streptophyta, Magnoliopsida, Brassicales, Brassicaceae.